AGAACAGCGAAAGUACCAAGGGAAGAGGUAAAAAGUCAAAAACAGAACAAACGAAGCAAAGGUCAAAACACAGAGGAUAAUCAAACAGCGCACCAAACUGCCUGCUGCUCACUGCUCAGUGUAUGGUGGGUGAGAUCAACUGAAAGACUUCUGGGAAAUCUUAAGGAAGGUGUGGCCUAUUUUACUUUGAACAGUGGGUUACGACUUUCUGAGCACUGUCACUGAAGAACAUUUUCUGAACCUCCUACACAGCGAGCAGUGCAGAGACGUGUUUCAGAGCUUCCACUGAUGAUGAAGUGUCUCCUGAUCCUUCUUAGAAUCUCACUGAUUCUUCUCCUGGCCUUCAGCUCACUGGCCUCCUGCAGGCUGGUGGCUAAUUUUUUGGCUGCUCCACCAAAUGGCUGUCCUCAGUUCUUCCUGAACACUCCUAAUGGCCGUGUUACACCCACCAUUCUGCAGGGCCCAAAUCAGCGUUAUCGGCAGAUCUGUCAGGAACAUUUGGGUGUUGAUAGAUUUGCCACUCUUUAUGAUACUCAGAGUAGGAUUCCUGUGUACUCUGCCUACCUACAUGUUCAUCAUGCACAAGUCGUUAGAAAUGAUCAAUGGCGGCAAGAACUGGGCCUCACCAAUGAUCAGCAGGCUACCAAUAAUGAUUAUGCAAACAGUGGAAUGCAAAAGGGUCAUUUAUAUCCUGUCUACCAUAAUGAUAAUAAUGUUCAAGCGGACGCAACCUUCACCCUGACCAAUGCAGCACCACAAGCUCAAGCUUUCAACAAUCAAUGGUUCCACCAGGUUGAGCAACCAAUAAAUCAGCACAUCGAGAACAACUGUAGAGGGAACCCUGCUUACAUUGUAACAGGAGUGAUACCAUCUCAAAACACUAUCAACAACAGAGUUAGAGUGGCCAGUCACUUCUGGACAGCAUACUGCUGCCGGGACAACAAUGGACAUGUAGCAAGUGGAGGUGCCCUCGCAUGGUGGAAUGGUGCUUUGCAGCUCACACCCUAUGGAAAUGCACAAAUCCAACUCCUGGAGCAACAGCUGACCAACCUCUAUAAUAUACCUUUCCAGGUGUUUGGAGGCCACUGUUAAUGGGUUAAUGAUGGACUGACACAAAUGUCAUUAUACCCAAUACUGCUUUGCAUGCUUUUUAUGAAAUUAAUGGAUUUUAUUCUAUACUUUUAUUUUAUUAUUCUUAAGCAAUUCAAAAUGAUUGUGAAGCACCUUGAAGAGUAGCCUAAAAUGAA
Molecule: messenger RNA, 1247 nt
Organism: Colossoma macropomum (tambaqui)
Lineage: Eukaryota; Metazoa; Chordata; Actinopteri; Characiformes; Serrasalmidae
Product: endonuclease domain-containing 1 protein-like
Exons: 6
Coding region: 289-1092 (267 amino acids)
Molecular function (GO): hydrolase activity; metal ion binding; nucleic acid binding
Source: RefSeq, a predicted model, not a curated record